CUGGCAUUUGCUACCUCAAAAAGGCUAUAAAGGCGGCUCAUUCAUCGGCGGUGUUCUCUUUAGGUUCCUCACCAGUGCUCUCUCCUUACUGAGGAUUUGGGCCAAGUAAAAGUCCCCCAAUUCGCCCAGCACCCAACGACUAAGCCACACACCAAGCAAGAUGAGCGGCCGACAGCUUCGCAGAGCCUCCUCCAGGCACUCCGGCAGGAGCCCUUACAACUAUGACCAUAUCGCGGAGUUCUUGGGAGCCUCUAGAGCCGGACCGACCAGCAACCCGACAUUUUCGCCGUCUGACGCGCUCUUCCGAUACCCCAUCAGCGCUCCCUCGUGGCCAUCGGGAGGUCAUGACACCUCCCGACGACUCCUCCCUUCCAGGGGAUCGUCAUCAUACUCCUCCUCCCGACAGCACCCCUCCACACCACAAGUAUCUUCAUCCUUGAGGCUGCCACCGUUGAGACCUCCCCACACCCCUUCGCCCGUUCACCGUCGACCACUUCCAGCGCACCGGCCCACGUCCGUCAGCCCUCUGAGUCCACGCUCUCCCCGAACCGAGACAGAUUCGGACCGCAUCCCAUCCCGGGCUCCUACGCCGCCGCCUGCUGCGCUGUCUCGGACAAACACGGCCUGGCUCUCGGGGCCGGUUGGGAGACUGCCGCCGCGGAGGUCUGAUGGAGGCUCUUAUGGGACUUACCGCUCCGAGAGAGACAGUGGGACAGGUUGGGUGCCGCCGCCUCGGAUUCGUGCACCGUACCCGGCUGCGUCUGGAUCGACUCGGGGACGAGCGCUGCCUGGGUCAAUUUCGUCGACAGCUGAACGGCGGCGGCGGCACCUUUAGGUACCAGGUAGUGUUGUCGCCGGAGUGGUGGUGGUCCAGAGUUUUUCUGUCUUGGAACGUAACCGCCCGGGCGCGUUGCUUUACCAUAGAAUAUGGAAUUAAAUACAAGAUGUGUAUUGUGUUGAAUACUUGGAAGUUGGCAGAUAUGAGCACAUUGUUGAUAGGAGUUGUCAGAGAAGUUGAAAGGCUGGGUGAGAAGCAGAAAGGUAGGUCGGCAGGUACCCACAAAUGGGGAACGAGUAGAAUGCACACCAGCAGGGAUGGAGGUCUCGUUCCUCGGCCGCGGCUGUGAUGGUCACACCACAGAUGUGCCACAGUCGAUGUCCUGUCGGGUUGCUUUUUGUUUGCGAU
Chaetomium strumarium is the source of this 1186-nucleotide messenger RNA. RefSeq lists its product as uncharacterized. The record is from RefSeq and is a predicted model, not a curated record. Lineage: Eukaryota; Fungi; Ascomycota; Sordariomycetes; Sordariales; Chaetomiaceae. Bases 161 to 835 code for a protein of 224 amino acids. The transcript has a single exon.